AUGGCCGCUGGCGGCGACGGCGGCGCCAAGUACAACUCGUACAAGGCGCCGGGGCUGCGGGGCGCGAUACUGGAGGCGGCGCACGCCUCGUGCCUCGGGGACCGGUACGCGCUCGGGGAGCAGCUCGGGUGGGGCCAGUUCGGGGUCAUCCGGUCCUGCUCCGACAUGGUCACCGGCGAGGCGCUGGCCUGCAAGUCCAUCGCCAAGGACCGGCUCACCUCCCCCGACGACGUGCGGGGCGUCCGGCUCGAGAUCGAGGUCAUGGCGCGCCUCUCGGGCCACCCCAACGUUGUCGACCUCAAGGCGGUGUACGAGGACCAGGACUCGGUGCACCUCGUCAUGGAGCUCUGCGCCGGCGGGGAGCUCUUCCACCGCCUCCAGGAGCGCGGCUGCUUCCCGGAGCACGAGGCCGCCACGCUCUUCAGGUACCUCAUGGAGGUCGUCGCGCACUGCCACAGCAAGGGGAUCGUGCACCGGGACCUCAAGCCCGAGAACAUCCUCCUCGUCAGCAAGUCGCCGUCCUCGCCCAUCAAGCUCGCCGACUUUGGCCUCGCCACCUACACCCAGCCUGGUCAAAGAUUGAGCGGCACGGUGGGGAGCCCGUUUUACAUUGCGCCGGAGGUGCUUGCCGGCGGGUACAACGAGGCUGCCGAUGUGUGGAGCGCCGGGGUUAUACUCUACAUCCUUUUGAGUGGCAUCCCACCAUUCUGGGGGAAGACCAAGUCGAAGAUCUUCGAGUGUAUCAGGUCGACAGAGCUGCGGUUCCCUUCCGACCCCUGGGACAGGGUUUCGGAUUCGGCCAAGGAGCUCAUCACCGGCAUGCUGCGGCGCGAUCCCGCACAGAGGCUCACAGCUGAGCAAGUUCUAGAGCAUUCCUGGAUACGAGAACACGCCAACGAUUCGCGCGAUUCCUGCGGUGGUUGCCUUGAGAUCGGCCUUGGGAGGGAGGAGCCUGGCUCGUGCUCGUUCUCCACGCCGAUGGCGACACGCAGCCGCGACGUGAGCUUCAGCACCGGCGGCCCGAUCGCCUGCCAGGGCCUGUCGGAAGAACCCUGCUCUCCAACAUUCUCCUGUAGAUCCUCCUUCUCUGCGUUCAGCGCAGCCAGGGCUCCAGCUCCAUCUUGCGGAGCCUUGUUAUUCUCAUUCGGUGACAGCCCCGAACCCAUGAAGGAUGCUGCGCCUGUGGUGUUGAUGCCGAGCUUCUCGUUCUUCUGUGGGCUAGGGUCCGACGAGCCUGAGCCAUUGGUGGCAUCAGGCGACAUCACCACGGAGAAGGGAGCUCAUUGUGUCGAAGACGCCGCGGUGGUGUGCCUCAACACCUCCUCCUCGGCUCUGAGGAGGAUGGCGGAGGCGGCCCUGAGAGGGGCGGCUGUGACGAGGGCGAACCCGUCGUCACGCAGCAGGCGGAACCACACCAUCGGCGCCGGCGACGAGCGGGGGCACCAGCACGACCUGGACAUGGCGGUGGCCGAGUCGGUGAUCCGGUACUUGGAUGUGCUCCCGAGCACCUUCGGGAGCUCCGUCUGGUUCAGCGACGAGGAGCUCGCGGAGGUGGAAGGCACAACGCUGCACCGCGCCACGGUCAUGCAGAGAGAAUCGUUACAAAAGUUAUUCGAUGAUAAGGUGAAAGGUCUGGUCGAGGAGCUUCUACAUGUCGAUGAAUCGGGAAGCUCAAUUGAAGUGCGGUUUGAGGACUUCCUUUGGAAACUGACAUUACAACGAAGAAUUGUAGUGGUGAAGAGAUUCCUGAAUUUUGUAAUACAGAGUCAAUUUGGGUUGAGGGACUCGUGCCAGGAAUCGAUUUCUGUAACCAUAUUUUACAAUGUCACUGAUCUAACCUCCUUAUAUUCGUUUCUUUCUGAAGUGCAAGCUGGUAAAAGCUCUGUUGAGACUGGGACAGAGAUCUACAUAAAUUAUGGCAACAAAGGAAAUGAGGAAUUGCUGUACCUAUAUGGAUUUGUGGUUGACAAUAAUCCAGAUGAUUAUCUCAUGGUUCAUUAUCCAGUAGAAGCUCUUAGACAGCUUCAGUCUGCUGACGUUAAGAUGAAACUAAUUGAGAUGCAGAAGGCUGAAUUGAGAUGUCUUCUACCUACAAGUUUGCUUGAUAGGGGAUUUUUAGGAACCAGCACCAGUUCUAGUGAAGAUGAUAACAAGAAAAAUGCUAGUCAUUUUUCUAGUUACAGUUGGAGUGGUCAACGCAAAGUUCCAUCAUAUCUCCACAAAAAUGUUUUCCCUCAAGAAUUUUUAAGUACUCUUCGCACAAUUGCCAUGCAAGAACAUGAGCUUGAACAGGUUGCUUCCCUGCUUGGAGAGCAUUAUGACAUAUGGCUUUUUUCUUUAAAGAAAAAGAGCGAGUCAAGAACCAUUUUAGGAUGCGUUGCAUCUGGGCUUGAAGGACAGUUGGAUCUAGUGAGGAUGGAGAACCAUCUGAUGCAGAGAUCAAAAGCGCUAUAUGGGAGAAUGGCUGAACUUGAAGAAGGAACUGGAACAGAAGCAUCUGACAGUCAACUGCUGGAGAAAUUUGAUUUCAACGAUCCAGAUGACUCCUUGAGUGCAACCGUCGAAGGCGUCGAAGCGACGAAAUCGAGAGUGAACAGAAGGUCGUGUAUAGUGUACCGUAGAGGGCAGAAGCAGCUGACGAGGAUGUUCCUCAGGGAGGCGGAACGUCUUCUGGAGCUGUCCGCGGAGGAGCAGACAUAG
This is a messenger RNA of Triticum turgidum subsp. durum (durum wheat), 2700 nucleotides long. Lineage: Eukaryota; Viridiplantae; Streptophyta; Magnoliopsida; Poales; Poaceae. The record is from the annotation of a GenBank genome assembly.